GUUAAAAAGCCUUGACCCUGCCCCCCAGGUCGUCGGUGCGAAGGUGGUGGCGGAUGCUGAGGCAGCAGCGGCUGGGUUGGGACAGUCUGUGUGUGCACGGGGUGAGAGCCGGAGAUAAAUUGAAACUACAGUUGUUUGAGUCAGCAAAAUUGAGAGGCCUUGUUAUAACUGGAAGUCCAUUCACCAUCAAGAGUUAUUGAAAUAAAAAUGUCCAAAAAAAUCCGCGGCGGUUCUGUGGUGGAGAUGCAAGGAGAUGAAAUGACACGGAUCAUUUGGGAGUUGAUUAAAGAGAAACUCAUUCUUCCCUAUGUGGAACUGGACCUGCACAGCUAUGACCUAGGCAUAGAGAAUCGUGACGCCACCAAUGACCAGGUCACCAAGGAUGCUGCUGAAGCCAUCAAGAAGUACAAUGUUGGUGUCAAGUGUGCCACCAUCACCCCUGAUGAGAAGAGGGUUGAGGAGUUCAAGUUGAAACAAAUGUGGAAAUCGCCGAAUGGCACCAUCCGGAACAUUCUUGGUGGCACUGUCUUCAGGGAAGCCAUUAUCUGCAAAAAUAUCCCCCGACUGGUGACAGGUUGGGUAAAACCCAUCAUCAUUGGUCGUCAUGCUUAUGGAGACCAAUACAGAGCAACUGAUUUUGUUGUCCCCGGGCCUGGAAAAGUAGAGAUAACCUACACACCAAAAGAUGGAACUCAGAAGGUCACGUACAUGGUGCACAACUUCGAAGAAGGUGGCGGUGUUGCCAUGGGCAUGUACAACCAGGACAAGUCAAUUGAAGACUUUGCACACAGUUCCUUCCAAAUGGCUCUGUCCAAGGGCUGGCCUUUGUAUCUGAGCACCAAAAACACUAUUCUGAAGAAGUAUGAUGGACGUUUCAAAGACAUCUUUCAGGAGAUCUAUGACAAGCAGUACAAAUCCCAGUUUGAAGCUCAGAAGAUCUGGUAUGAGCAUAGGCUCAUUGAUGAUAUGGUGGCCCAAGCUAUGAAGUCAGAGGGAGGCUUCAUCUGGGCCUGUAAGAACUAUGACGGCGACGUGCAGUCGGACUCAGUAGCCCAAGGUUAUGGUUCCCUUGGCAUGAUGACCAGUGUGCUGAUUUGCCCAGAUGGUAAGACGGUAGAAGCCGAGGCUGCCCACGGCACCGUCACACGUCACUACCGCAUGUACCAGAAGGGACAGGAGACGUCCACCAACCCCAUUGCUUCCAUUUUUGCCUGGUCCCGGGGCUUAGCCCACAGAGCAAAACUUGACAACAACACCGAGCUCAGCUUCUUUGCAAAGGCUUUGGAAGAAGUCUGCAUUGAGACCAUCGAGGCCGGCUUUAUGACCAAGGACUUGGCUGCUUGCAUUAAAGGCUUACCCAACGUACAACGUUCUGACUACUUGAAUACAUUUGAGUUCAUGGACAAACUUGGAGAAAACUUGAAGGCCAAACUAGCCCAGGCCAAACUUUAAGGUCAAACCUGGGCUUAGCGGGGCUAGUCCUUAUGGUAACUAAGUCCACAGGUUUACUUUUUUUUUUUUUUAAAUAACACUCAAGGAUAAAAACAAAAAUCAUUUUGUAAUUUGUUUAGAAGACAGAGUUGAACUUUUCUAUAUGUUUACAGGCUUUUUCCUUUUCAUACAGUUACUGCCGCCUCAAUGGACAUGGUGGGGACUUUUUUUUAAAAAACUGUGUUUUAUUGGUUAGUAGCGGUCUAGGAAUUACGUUAGUACCUUUCACCUCAAGUGUCACUUUUUCUCUUGCUCUAAUGUAAAUGACCAAAAUCAGGAGUACUCCAAAAGGUGAUCAAUAGCUACAGUGUCCUUCCCUAUAAAGGUGAGAAAAGAAACACACUCACUUCCGCUGUUGUCUGUGAGUGUGAGCUCUGGGGGCGUUUGUGUGCAAAUGUUGCACUGUGUGUGGGAGAGCUGUACAGUGAGCUCACACAAGACUGGAACAAACAGAAUGUAUGUAGCCAAAAUGCGUGGCAGCCACAUUUAUAAAGAGCAUCUACAUGUCCGAUAUACUAAAUACAUUUUAAGGCCACUGGGGAAUUCCAACUCGAGAAUAAAUGCAGACUGGGGGUCUGCCCUCUUUGGUUUCUCCUCCUCCUCUGGCCUAGCCUAAGUAUUAUCCUACCCCAGGUAGCACAUUUCAUCCACGUGCAAUAACGGAAGCCGCACCUUUUUUUUUUUUGGAUUUCUGCUGGCCUGUCUCAUUUCUUUUAUAUAAAUGUGAUUUUUCAGAAGUUGAUGUUAAACACUAUUCCAGUCCUUCUAAACUGUUAAUUUUAAUUAAAAUUAAGUACUAAUGACCCUU
This is a messenger RNA of Peromyscus eremicus (cactus mouse), 2299 nucleotides long. RefSeq names its product isocitrate dehydrogenase (NADP(+)) 1 (gene Idh1). The record is from RefSeq and is a predicted model, not a curated record. Lineage: Eukaryota; Metazoa; Chordata; Mammalia; Rodentia; Cricetidae. Gene Ontology annotation, biological process: isocitrate metabolic process. The transcript is spliced from 10 exons. Gene Ontology annotation, molecular function: isocitrate dehydrogenase (NADP+) activity; NAD binding; magnesium ion binding. Gene Ontology annotation, cellular component: cytosol; mitochondrion; peroxisome. Bases 208 to 1452 code for a protein of 414 amino acids.